AUGUUCGCCAGGCCAUAUGUCUGUUCGAGCUGCAAGCGCCCAGGAUCAAUUCUUCUUAGACAACCACAGUCACAAUUUCUUCAUGCAUCUCCUUCAUCGGCACUUCCUCGGCGGAAAGAUUUCUUCUCAUCCAAUGCACACUUGAAACAAAAACAGCAAAACAACAACAAUGAGCCAACUGAGUUCUCUUCGGAGACUCAGCAGCAACGUCGACGAGGACCUAGGAUACCAGCAGCUCCGACUUCAUUGCGGCGAGUGGCGGUAGAGGCGCAAAGGUCAAAGGAUGGACUUCACUCUAAGGCACUUCUUAAAGAGCAGGGAUAUCGAACUAAGACAGUAACCGCAUACGCCGUCGCCGAGCAAUUCGAUAUACGCAAAGUCAGAGAUAUCCUACAAGAACGAGGUUAUGAACCAGAUCCUUUGGAGACGGGGCUCUUCCCGCAAGUCGUCCAUGUCCAGAUCCCGGUAGACUCAAUACGCCGCAUGUCGAAUCCCUCUAGCACAGAUUUACCGUCGGACCAAGUGGGCGACGUCUUCGUGUUUCCCUCCGGUACAGUGGUAGCGUGGUCGCUCCCCGAAGGAUUUACGUCAUUUUUGGCAACACGAACUCUUCUGCCCGCAGCCAAGGGUGCUCAUGUGGAUGAAUUGGAAACGGAGGAUCUCGAAUUCGUGGAGGACCCGAAGCGGGAGAAUAGCGUUAUCAAGGGCGACACAAUCAUACUGGGAACUUAUGACGGUCACGGAGAUGCGGAGACAUCAUCGACGAGCCAGCAAUCAGUCGACACGGUGUUGACCAAGGUCGCAUUUUCAUCGGGCCUCGCUCGGAGUACGAAGUUGGCUGUCCUUGAGAGUCUUCUGUCAAAUUACUUUGAAUCCACUCGGCCGAUCCCGACCCUUCUAUCACAGGGCUCCCGACUUCCGUUUACACGGGACUUCAUUCUCCGCAAGACCGGGCAGCUACUCAGUGUCCGAGCGCAGCUCAAUCUCUACUCGGAACUCACUGAUUCUCUCCCCGAUCUCUUUUGGGACAGUCGACACGAGCUUGGCUUGGAGGGAUACUAUGAGCAAGCUGGCAGAGCGUUGGACGUUGGCAUUCGCAUCAAGUUGUUGAAUGAGAAGAUGGAUUAUGCACAAGAGAUUGCAAGUGUACUCCGUGAGCGUCUCAGUGAGACACACGGUCUGCGGCUUGAAUGGAUCAUCAUUCUGCUCAUUGCCGUGGAAGUUGGCUUCGAGGUACUGCGUUUGUGGAAAGAGAGGGUACAUGAACAGGAGGAGGCGCGCAAGAAGGAUGCCUAA
This is a messenger RNA of Penicillium bovifimosum, 1296 nucleotides long. RefSeq names its product RMD1 family protein. The record is from RefSeq and is a predicted model, not a curated record. Gene Ontology annotation, biological process: positive regulation of mitochondrial translation. Bases 1 to 1296 code for a protein of 431 amino acids. The transcript has 2 exons. NCBI's taxonomy places the organism in Eukaryota, Fungi, Ascomycota, Eurotiomycetes, Eurotiales, Aspergillaceae.